AUGGUUUUGGAAGCUGGUUCAAAUCCGAUAGAAACAAUCAAACAUCCUGGGGAAUUCGACACAAUGUUGAAAACAGUUUUAUAUCCUAAAGAUUUCGAUUCAGUCUCAGGUUGGAUACCCGAUGUUGGUGAUGGAAGUAUUUUAAAGGAACCGGUAAGAAAUCUUGCAAAUGAUGCUGAUUUAGCUAGAGUGAGAGUUGUUGCUCGAAACACGAUAGAAAGAGUAGGACGAGCAGCUAAUCAUGGAUUCGAAAAACGAGUACUUCAGUAUAAUAAUGUUGUUGAGAAUAAUAGGUGGGGUAAUUACGUAAAUUGGAAAUUAUAUCCUUUAUUCGGUCUGUUGGAACACAGGAAAGUUUCCGUAGGCUUACCAUAUAAAAUUCAUCUACAAAGAGAAAUCAACGACGAUAAGAUAUUCUUUGGAGAGAAUGGUUCAGAUGCAAAAUUAGAAAUAACGAAUCUCCAACUUUUCAUACCCGUAAUAACACCAUCAAUUGAAGUAGAAACGAGAAUAUUCAACUCGUUAACUAAAGAUAUUGAAAUAGCUUUUCUUCAUCGCAAUACGGUAGGUAGCAUGAUUUUAACUGGAGAAUCCACCACAUGGCCAAUCACCAACACUAUUAAACCAGCAAGAUAUUUAAUGGUUGGUUUCAAGAACUUACCAGAUUCUCAAACGAAUAACAAUAAUGUCUUUAGAGUGGCAAUGAACGAAACUCAAGAUCCUAUAAUCCAUAAAGUUCAAGUAAGAUUAAACAACGAUAAUUAUCCUAACCAACUUUAA
This is a messenger RNA of Lottia gigantea (owl limpet), 780 nucleotides long. RefSeq lists its product as hypothetical. The record is from RefSeq and is a predicted model, not a curated record. The transcript has a single exon. The coding region runs from base 1 to 780 and encodes 259 amino acids. NCBI's taxonomy places the organism in Eukaryota, Metazoa, Mollusca, Gastropoda, Lottiidae.